AAACUUAGAUUCGCCGUUUAAACACAGUCAUAAACAUAACAACCAGUGGCGGCACCGGACCUCUGGAGUUAUACAACUACUUGUUUGGUAAAAUCUGCGAUUAAUCAGUGUACGCCGAUUCAAAUGCGUUCUGUCGUCAAAUUUUAGUCAGCGUAAUACACGAAUCCAUUCCGUCUUUGCAUGCCGACUGACUAUACAUUAGUAUUCGCAAAUUAACCUCGUUCUAAAUCUAGUGCUUCUUGAGAGGGUGAUGGCGUCCAAUUCCGUGAUCGCCACCCUGAUCGUCAUGAUCUGCGUCCUGGUGGGCGUGGGCAUCGGCCUCGGGGUCUAUUACGGUGUCGACUGGGAUGACGACGACGGCGGAACGGUGCCCUUUGACGGCUUGGAAGGGAUGGAGAGAUUCGACUGCUAUCCCGAGGAUGGAGGUUCGAAAGAGGCAUGCGAGAGUCGGGGAUGCGUGUGGGGCGAGACUAAUGUUGCUGGGGCUCCGUAUUGCUACUACCAUCCUACUGAUUACGGCUACAAAAUGAUUGACGAACCCACAACGACGAAGCUUGGUUGGAAAGUUCGUUUAGGGCGGAAGAAUACACCUCAGAGGUAUGGCAUGGCUGCCGAUACUAUACAGAUAGAAAUAGAGAUGCAGACAGAUAAACGUCUUCAUUUUAAGAUAACUGAUCCUUUGACGGAACGAUUUGAAGUACCCCUCGAGAUACCUAAGCCCGCAGAACAAGCUUUGAACCCAGAAUAUGAAGUCUCCUAUACCAAGGACCCAUUUAGCCUCCAGGUCACCAGAGUCAGUACUAAUACAGUCAUCUUCAACACCUCUGUAGGUGGUUUGACUUACGAGGACCAGUUUCUACAGAUCUCCACCCUACUUCCCUCUUCCAACAUCUAUGGGUUUGGAGAGCACAACCACAGGCGAUUCCGACUUGAUCUCAAUUGGAAGACAUGGGGAAUCUUCACACGUGACGUCGCGCCUGUGGAUGCGUGGAAUUUGUAUGGUCACCAUCCCUUUUAUAUGUGUGUUGAGGACGGAGGGAACACGCACGGAGUCUUCCUGUUGAACAGCAAUGCCAUGGAUAUCGUACUUCAGCCAACACCAGCUCUUACGUAUCGGACUAUCGGAGGUGUUCUUGAUUUUUACAUCUUCACUGGACCGACUCCAGAACAGGUUAUUCAACAAUAUGGAGAGGUAAUAGGGAGGCCUGUGAUGGUUCCCUAUUGGUCGUUGGGGUUCCAGCUGAGCCGAUGGAACUAUGGGAAUUUAACACGUGUCAAGGAGGUGUGGUCAUCAAUGAUCGAAGCGGGAAUUCCAUAUGAUGUCCAAUACGGGGAUAUCGAUUACAUGGACGAGAAGAAGGAUUUUACAUACGACAAGGUCGCCUACGCAGGACUUCCAGAGUUUGUUGAUGACGUUCACGCACAUGGCCAGAAGUACAUCAUCAUAUUGGAUCAUUGCAUCAAGGUCGAAGAUGGAUACCAUGCCUAUGAGACUGGCCUCAGUCCUAAUGUGUAUGUUCUUGAUCCACAAGGUAGCGAUCCUAUUGUGGGGGAAGUAUGGCCUGGCGAUAGUGUGUAUCCGGACUUUACGAACCCUGAUGCGCAAACCUGGUGGACAACACUUUGCAAAGAUUUCCAUGACGUCAUCCCAUAUGAUGCUCUGUGGAUUGAUAUGAACGAACCUUCAAAUUUCAUACGAGGGUCAACUGCCGAAGGGGAAUGCCUCGAUAACAGAUGGAACUACCCGCCUUACUUACCCAAUCUUCUAAUUGAGGACGGAAAGAUCUUCACCAAGACUAUAUGCAUGGAUGCACAGCAUCACGCCGGAAAGCAUUACGACUUCCAUAGCCUUUAUGGCCAUACAAUGACUGAAAUGACAUUUGAAACCAUAAAGACUGUCUUUCCUGAAAAACGCAGCCUCGUCUUCACUCGAUCUUCGUUCGCUGGUACAGGGAAGUAUGGGCAACAUUGGCUUGGGGACAAUCAGAGUUUCUGGGAACACAUUUGGUGGAGUAUUGUAGGCAUGUUCGAGUUCAACAUGUUUGGCUUUCCAUAUAUCGGAGCUGAUAUCUGUGGAUUUUGGUUCAACACAACGGAAGAGAUGUGCUGGAGAUGGAUGCAAACCGGUGCUUUUUAUCCGUACGCAAGGAAUCACAACGGGGAUGGCAUGAUUCCUCAGCACCCGACCGCUUUCAGUACAGAAAUGGCAGUUAUGUCACGAGAUAUCCUGAUGCACCGUUACCGCAUGCUCCCAUACCUCUACACGCUAUUCUAUCAUGCACAUGAAGACAGUUCAACAGUCGUGCGCCCUCUGCUGAAUGAGUUUGCAUCUGACCCCAUGACCUAUGACGUAGACAGGCAAUUUUUGUGGGGACCAGCUUUUAUGAUAUCCCCUGUGCUAGAAUCGAAAACAUACAACGUUGAAGUAUACUUCCCAGAUACAAGAUGGUACGACUAUUACGAAGGUACGGAGAUGACCGAGCAACGAGGUAAAAUAUCUUUAUUACCAGCCCCUAUGGAUCGUCUUAAUCUGCAUGUAAGAGGGGGAUAUGUCCUCCCGACCCAACAGCCUGCCAAUACGACGGUUUAUAGCCGUCUGAAUCCAUUGGGACUCAUUGUCGCACUCGAUGACGGACACGAGGCUCAUGGUGACCUCUUCUGGGACGAUGGCGAGUCAAGAGAUACGUAUGAAAACGGUGUAUACACCCUGUUAGAUUUUUCUGUGUCAGAGGGUAUUCUUAGUAUGACAGUCAUGGUGGAUGGUUACACUGAUCCAAACGCAUUACGCUUUGAUGAUAUUGUUAUCUAUGGCGCUGAUAACUACGUAGAAGGAACUGACGUAACAAUAACUGCCGCUGAAACAGAAUCUACAUUGCCGGUAGACAAUGUGGAAUUUGACGACGUAAAAAACGUGCUAAAGUUAUCGGGCCUAGAUCUCGACAUGAUGACAGAUUUCACAAUCAAGUGGAUUUAAUGAAGAAAAACACUUCAUUAUUGAGCUUCUGUAGAGACAUUUCAUUUGUUUAUUGGUUGGACGAGAAUGUUUAAAGUGAUUGGUUAACAUUGGU
Molecule: messenger RNA, 3068 nt
Organism: Lytechinus variegatus (green sea urchin)
Lineage: Eukaryota; Metazoa; Echinodermata; Echinoidea; Temnopleuroida; Toxopneustidae
Product: sucrase-isomaltase, intestinal-like
Exons: 23
Coding region: 251-2974 (907 amino acids)
Biological process (GO): carbohydrate metabolic process
Molecular function (GO): carbohydrate binding; alpha-1,4-glucosidase activity
Source: RefSeq, a predicted model, not a curated record